Molecule: messenger RNA, 1424 nt
Organism: Formica exsecta
Lineage: Eukaryota; Metazoa; Arthropoda; Insecta; Hymenoptera; Formicidae
Product: mannose-P-dolichol utilization defect 1 protein homolog
Exons: 5
Coding region: 300-998 (232 amino acids)
Biological process (GO): oligosaccharide biosynthetic process
Source: RefSeq, a predicted model, not a curated record
AUCAUUUAAGGUCAUCGCACGUAAAAAAUUUUAGUCCGUAAGGCUGUAAGUAAAUCGACCAAUCACAGUCAAACAUUCUUAUUACCUUGUUAGAAUGCUUGAUUGUGAUUGGUCGAUUUGCUUAUGGGCUUAUGAUUACGACUAAAAUUUUUUCACGUGCAAUGGCCUUUAAUAAAUAAUGAAUUAACAAGCGCUUUAUCAACCGGUCCGAGUCCGAGACGUUGCUGAUUGUUCUUCAUUACAUUCCAUGCGCAUUCACGCUGCAAGAUAAUACCAAGUAGAGUGUAUGUCCCGGCGAUAUGGCUCAGUUUCUCAAAAAAGCAGCGUUAUUAUUAUUUAGUCAAGAAUGUAUGAAGGAGUACUGGGACAAAUUCAAUUUUCUUCACGUCGCAUGCUUCAAGGUGACGUUAAGCAAAUUUGUAGGAUUGUCCAUUGUUGGAGGUUCUUUGCUUGUAAAGGUACCUCAAAUAAUGAAAAUUCUAAAAAGCAAGAGCGGUAAAGGAAUUAAUGUCUUCAGUAUAUUCUUAGAUUUAUUUGCCAUUACUGCGACGUUGUCUUAUAGUUUUAUGAAAGGAUUUCCAUUUAGUGCCUGGGGAGAUGCAGUAUUUUUAGCAUGUCAGACUUCGAUUAUUGCAGUUUUAGUAAUGCAUUAUAAUGGAGAUACAGCAAAAGCAACUGCGUUUCUAUCCGCUUAUUUAGCAGUGGUUUUUGCAGCUAACAGUGGACUAACACCUAUCCAUAUUCUCUGGGCAUGCCAAUCAAUGAAUAUACCUAUUGUUCUUAUUGUUUUCACAAGCCUACACAAAUUAUUCCAAUGGAAAUACCGGCCAAUUAUCGGCGGUAACAUGUUUUAUGCUCUUCUUCGGUUCUCUUGCGAGAAUUUUUACUUCUAUUCAAGACACAGGCGAUACAGCUAUGAUAACAAUGUAUAUGUGUUCUACAUUGGCAAAUGGUAUAAUAGUGAUGCAGCUUCUUUACUACUGGAACAUAGAUGUUAAGAGCAAAGAGAAGAUAAAAAAGAAAGAAUAAAAUGAAAGAAAUGUGAAUGUUUAUAUACAGUGUGCAAUUGAUAAUUUAUAUAAGCUGAUAAUCAUAAAUUUGAUAUACAUGGCUGUAUAAAAUUUUAUGUAAAUAAUAUUUCAUGAAGUCAAUGUGAUAUUGAAAAGAUGAAUACUUGGGAAUUAGUUUCCAGAGGAAAUAAAUUUGGAAUUGUGUUCAUCAUUAUAUAUUGCUGGCCAUUCAAAUUGCAACACUAUGUAUAUAUGUAGUGUUGCAAUUUUAAUAGCCAAUAGUAAAUAUAAACAGUUUGAAACCUCCUAUUGUAACAGUCAAUAUCGUUUUGUAUUUUGAAAAUUAAAAUAUUUACUCUCAUCUUUUAUCGAAAGAUAUUAUAUAUAAGAUGACAAUACAUACUCAAGUCUAAA